AACCAAUGUAAGACCCGCCCAAGGAAGUAAAAAUUGAAUACAGUCCAAGGAGCCAUUUGCCGACGGUUCAUUCAUCGUGUGUGAGCAGUUGAUUGCAAAGAAUCAAUAUCAAAGCUAAACAACAUGGCAACUCAAAAGCACUUCGCCAAAGGGUCGCCUGCUCCUGGUCCUACUCCUAAGGGCCUAAUAAGACUGUACAGCAUGAGGUUUUGUCCUUUUGCUCAGAGGGCCAGGCUUGUUCUCCAUGCCAAGGGAAUCAAACAUGAAACUGUCAACAUUAACCUGAAGGACAAACCUGAUUGGUUUUUGGAGAAGAACCCCCUUGGACAGGUGCCAACGCUGGAGACUGAGAAGGGUCAGGUGAUCUAUGAAUCACCAAUCACGUGCGAAUAUCUGGAUGAGGUGUAUGACGGCAAGAAGCUGUUCCCCUCCGACCCCUUUGAGAAGGCCCAGCAGAAGAUGCUAUUGGAGCUUUACUCCAAGGUCGUUCCGUACUUCUACAAGAUCCCGAUGGGCAGGCAGAAGGGAGAGGACGUGUCUGCCCUGGAGACAGAGCUCAAGGAGAAGCUGUGCCAACUGAACGAGGUGCUGGUCAGCAAGAAGACCAAGUUCUUUGGAGGCAACUCUGUGUCCAUGAUCGACUACAUGAUGUGGCCUUGGUUUGAGAGGAUGGAGGUGAUGGAGCUGCCACACUGUCUGGGUGGUUGUGAGGAAUUGAAGAAAUGGGUCGAGCUCAUGCUACAAGAUCCUUCUGUCAAGGCAAACAUGCACAGUACGGACACGUACAAGACCUUUUACAAAACCUACAUGGAGGGCAAACCAGAUUAUGACUACGGUCUCUAAGCUCCAGGUGACAAUAUUGCUCCGGAGAAGAGACAUGGUCUUAAAGUCACAAUGACAUGCCCUUGAUUUACCCUCCUGCCAGUUCUGUGUUCUGUCCAUGACCUUGUAGGUUGUUAACAGAGCUAAGCACUUGUUGCAAUGUCGUUGACAUGCUUUUUGCCAGUCGUCUGAUUUGUUGGACAAAUAUAAAUGUUUUGUUUUUGUAGGAAGCUGAAAGUUUCAAAUGUGUCUAUUUCGGCCAGAAGCACUAUCAUGAUAAUGUAAUUAACAGCAUUCCAACAAUCAUGUGAUGUUUGUUUUGUUUUUACAAAUAAAAAAGACCGUUUUGUUUACCUGA
Molecule: messenger RNA, 1180 nt
Organism: Engraulis encrasicolus (European anchovy)
Lineage: Eukaryota; Metazoa; Chordata; Actinopteri; Clupeiformes; Engraulidae
Product: glutathione S-transferase omega-1-like
Exons: 7
Coding region: 124-843 (239 amino acids)
Biological process (GO): glutathione metabolic process
Cellular component (GO): cytoplasm
Molecular function (GO): glutathione dehydrogenase (ascorbate) activity; glutathione transferase activity
Source: RefSeq, a predicted model, not a curated record